AUGGCGGUGCCAUGCCGUGGACAUGAGGGCAAGGUGGUGUGUGCGCGGGCGUGGUCAUGGCCACGACGAGGUUCACCGACGGCGUGGCGCCGAGGCAAGGCAGGGCCUUGUCAAGCGAUGGCAGUGGCUAGUGACAUGGGCAAGUGGAAGGGCUUGGUGCAUGGAAUCAAGGCGGAUCUCGACGCAGGGCUGGAAAGCGGCGCUGAGGCUCCAGGUGGCCGGCUGCGUUCCUGGGCGCCAUUGACCCGGCAAGGCAAGGCCGUGGCCGUGUUCGUGAGUGCGCAUGUCAGCAGGCCGGUGUCGCGAGGCGGUGCUGCAGCGCUUCUGGUGCUCGGCUCAUCGUGGGUGGCGCUCCAGCGCGGCGGUCGCGGGCUGCGCGACGAGGAAGGGCCCCUGGACGGCGAAGACUUGGUGACGCAGCGGUGUGCGUCGGCGUUCGCCGUCCGCAUGGUCGAGAUUCACUGGCUUUCUCAUUCUACUCUAUCCCGGUGCUCUCGACUCGAGUUCAGUCAGGUUCCCAAGGAGCCGCGGCCAGCGACCAAACACCCUCGUGCCUCCGCGGAAUCCAGGCCCCGCACCCCGCAAUUCAGUGCGGGAUUCUGCAGGACUGACCUGAUCCCUCCGUGCUCCGACUCGCCUGCUGCUGCUAGGAGCAAUCGCCGCCGCGAAUUCCACCAAGCUCCGGCAAGAACCAGUUCUUUCAUUCACGGCAGGAUGCGAGGAGUGCGGCGGAGCGCGCGCGGGGAAUCGUCCCGGAAGGCGGCGGACCGGGACCGGGAGGUGGAGCGGUUCACGCUGUGCGCCAAGAUGUCCCACCUCACCAGGACCACGUCGGAGCCGUGCCGCAGGACCCACGGCGCCGCUUCGGCGCUCCGGAAGAGGCCCUUCUCGGCGUUCGAGCUGGUGUCGGCGAGGGAGGCCGGCCUCGCGGACGGCGCCGGGUUCUCCGCGGCCGACCGAGCCUACCUCGGAAGGCAGCACAUCCCCACCAAGGGGCCCUGGGGCGUCGACGACGUGGACAGCGAGGCCUACGUCUCGCAGUUCUCCGCUGAUGGAUCGCUGCUCAUCGCUGGGUUUAGGGGAAGCCGCAUCAGAGUCUACGACGCCGAGAAAGGGUGGAAGAUUCAUAAGGAUAUAAGCUGCAGAAUGGUGCACUGGACGGUUUCAGACAUUGCUCUCUCACCUGACCAACGAUUCCUUGCCUAUGCAAGUUUGUCGCCUACUGUUCACAUUGUGAACGUGCAGAGUGCUGGAAAAGAAUCACAUGCUAAUAUUACUGAAAUUCAUGAGGGAUUGGAUUUAACUGGUGGUGAUGAGGAUGAGGACUUUGGAAUAUUUUCUGUUAAAUUCUCAAAAGAUGGUAAAGAAAUUGUUGUUGGGAACAAUGAAAGGUCAAUAUAUGUUUAUGACCUUGCAACAAAUAAAGUGUCAGCCCGCAUCCGUGCUCAUAAAGCUGAUGUCAACGCUGUUACCUUCGCUGAUGAAAGUGGAAAUGUGUUGUACUCUGGAAGUGAUGAUAGUUUCUGUAAGGUGUGGGACAGACGUUGCCUUUCAGGGGAAAAGUCAGCAGGUACUUUGACAGGUCAUUUAGAUGGAGUUACAUUUAUCGAUAGUCGUGGUGAUGGGCGCUAUUUCAUCUCCAAUUGCAAGGAUCAGAGAAUCAAACUUUGGGACAUCAGGAAAAUGUCUUCCGUCGUGAGAGCUCGCCCAGUGAGUCUAGUGGACUGGGACUACAGGUGGAUGCCAUUUCCAUCAGCAGCCCACUAUAUUAAGCAUCCAGAUGAUCAGUCUGUGGCCACAUACAGAGGCCAUUCAGUUCUGCGAACACUUAUCCGUUGCUAUUUCUCCCCUGUGCACAGCACGGGUCAGAGGUACAUAUACACAGGAUCCAGUGACAAGUCUGUACAUAUUUAUGAUGUGGUAAGCGGGAAGACUGUCAAGAGGCUUUCGUGGCAUGGCUCGAUCAUCAGAGACUGCGCCUGGCAUCCAUACUACCCAACGCUCGUAAGCUCCUCCUGGGACGGCUAUGUUGCCCGCUGGGAGGCAUCGGGCGACGACGACGACCCUUCAGUGCUCGUCCACGACGAGAAGAGGGCAACCCCUUACUUCCGGAGAUACGCCGAUCCCUUCACAGAUCCCUUCAUGUAG
Messenger RNA from Miscanthus lutarioriparius, 2148 nucleotides. NCBI's taxonomy places the organism in Eukaryota, Viridiplantae, Streptophyta, Magnoliopsida, Poales, Poaceae. The record is from the annotation of a GenBank genome assembly.